Epinephelus fuscoguttatus (brown-marbled grouper) is the source of this 3215-nucleotide messenger RNA. It is a transcript of the gene epc2, whose product is annotated as enhancer of polycomb homolog 2 (Drosophila). Gene Ontology annotation, biological process: regulation of transcription by RNA polymerase II. The record is from RefSeq and is a predicted model, not a curated record. The coding region runs from base 222 to 2441 and encodes 739 amino acids. Gene Ontology annotation, cellular component: piccolo histone acetyltransferase complex. Lineage: Eukaryota; Metazoa; Chordata; Actinopteri; Perciformes; Serranidae. The transcript has 14 exons.
GCCGCUGGUGUGGACAUGUCCGCCAUGUUUUCCACGGUGCAGGGAUCAGAGCAGCCCGGAGAAACGGCCCCAACGUCCCGUUAAACCCGUACGCCGGUUACCGGAGCACCGGACACCGAUGAGCUCUGCUGCGGCGCCAACAGUCGCGUGCGGAGCCGAUUGACGCCGGUAUCGGUGCGGGGUUGUGGCGGGAGUCACGUUCCCUCGGACUGUCGCAAACAAUGAGUAAACUCUCGUUCCGGGCGCGAGCGCUUGACGCCGCCAAACCGCUCCCGGUGUACCGCAACAGAGACGUGCCGGACCUGACCGACUGCGUGUCCAUCAACCGGGCCGUCCCGCAGAUGCCGACCGGGAUGGAGAAAGAAGAAGAGCUGGAGCACCACCUUCAGAGGGCGAUGUCGGCCCAGCAGGUGUUCAGGGAGAAGAAGGAGAACAUGGUGAUCCCUGUCCCUGAAGCAGAGAGUAACACCACCUACUACGACCGUCUGUACAAAGGAGAGGUCAAAGUUCCCAAACAGCUCAUCCACAUUCAGCCUCUGGGUCUGGACCAGGAGCAGCCAGACUAUGACAUGGACUCGGAGGACGAGACGCUGCUCAACAGACUCAACAGAAAGAUGGAGAUCAAACCUUUGCAGUUUGAGACCAUGGUGGAUCGACUGGAGAAGGCCAGCACACACCAGCUGGUGUCUCUGUCAGAGGCGAAACUGCUUCUGAAUGAGGAUGACUACUUGCUGAAGUCGGUGUAUGAUUACUGGGUGAGGAAGAGGAAGAACUGUCGGGGUCCGUCACUGAUUCCUCAAAUCAAACAGGAGAAGAGAGACGGCUCCACCAACAACGACGCCUACGUGGCCUUCAGACGGAGGACCGAGAAGAUGCAGACCAGGAAGAACCGUAAGAAUGACGAGGCGUCGUACGAGAAGAUGCUGAGGCUGAGGAGAGAGUUCAGUCGGACUGUCACCAUCCUGGAGAUGAUCAAGAGAAGAGAGAAGUCCAAGAGGGAGCUGCUGCACCUCACUCUGGAGGUGGUGGAGAGGAGGUUUCAGAUGGAAGAUUUCAGCGGAGACACUCUCAAAGAGGUUUCACAACCUCUGCUGGAGAAACACGUGUACAGCACCCCAGUUACUCUGAACAACAGCAACAAGAUCAAGAUGCAGAAGAAGCAGCUCUUUGUCAAAGACGAGCUUUCCUUUGACCUGCUCAGGCCAAAGAAGAAGAACGUGAGACGGGACAGGUUGUGUCCUCCACAGAGACGUCCCGGUCGCCCUCUCGGUCCCUUCACCGUCAACAAGGCUGACAUCAAACAGUAUGACUUCCACAGCUCCGGAGAAGAAGACAGUCCUCCACCACCACUGUCUCCUCCGUCUUCACCUGAUGAGGAAAAUAAUCCUGAUGGAGUUUUUGUCUUCAGGAGAAAAGCUGGAUGUCAAUACCUCUCUCCUCGUACGGAGCAGACGGGUGGAGAGGAACAUCCAGAGCACCGUCACUCUCUGACUGAACUGAGUCUGCCUCCUCAUUGGACAGGACUGAGCCGGCGCAGGAUAGGACGAGGGGGCAGGAUCAUCCUGGACCGAGCCUCCUCAGGUCUGGAUCCAGCACUGAGGCAGCUGGACUCUUUAUCCAGGACCAGUCCCUGCCUCCACAGUGACCCAGUAAGAACCAGCGCCCCCUCCCUGACUGAAGUCCUCAACAACAUCCAGGCCCUGAGGAGGCUGUGCUUCAGAGCCAGACCGCUUCAGGACCAGAGGGAGGGCGGCAGGAGGACCACAGAGUCCUUCAUGGAGGACAGAAGACUCACCUGUUGUCUGUCACCCCACAGCAACUCAGCAGGAGGCAUCACAGAGGAGCAGUACCACAGUCACCAACAGCAGCUGGUCCAGAUGCAGAAGCAACAACUGGAACAGCUGCAGCGACAGAAUGUCACUGCUCCGUACAGACACAACACACAGUCAACCAGGUCCACUGACUCUAGUUCAAAGACUCUGGACUCUGCCAGUGCUCAGUUUGCAGCCUCAGCAGUGAUCAGCGCUCCUCCUCCAGCUCACAGUCACGUCAACAGUGAGAACAGACCAUACAAGGCCAGCGUCAACGGAGUCCAUCCUUCAGGUCCCUUCAGGCCUCCGUACUCUUCCUCCUCGUCUCUCAGCAGAUCAGGGCUUUCAGCUCGGGGGUCGCUCCACUCCUCCUCCUCCUCCUCCUCCUCCUCUUCCUCCUCUUCCUCCCAUCAGUCUCUUCCCAACCAGAGGAGUCAGGUGGGAGCUGUCUCCCCUGCCCAUCCCCACACUGCUCGAACCUCCGCACCCCCAACGUCUGCCUUAAAGCUCGCCACCGUCGCCGCCAACCUCGACCGAGUGCCCAAAGUCUCCACUGCCAGAGAUUCUCACGAGUCAGAGAGACUUCUGAAUGGAUUGUCGGAGACGACGCUGCCAAUGGAGGUCACAUAACAUCAUAUCCCAUCAUCCCCUGCUCCUCCUCCCAUCACCUCCUCCUCCACAGUGUCUGACCGGUGAAUGUGACACGCCGUGACCUCCAGAAGAAGAAGAAGAAUCAGAACAUUUUAGUGUGGACGAUGAUAUUAUUAUUAUUGUUAUUAUAAUUAUUAUUAUUACUGUUGUACAGUUUGUAAAUGUAUUUUGAUGUAAAAUAGGUUUUGUUUCAUCAGUUUAGUUUCUGAAUCAGAUUAUCAUCAUGUGACUGCAGAAUCAACUCUGAUUGGUUCACAACAAAUCCUGAAUCUUCGCUCUGAUUGGACCGUGAUGAGUCUGUAUCUUCGCUCUGAUUGGUUAUUUAUUUGUAAUGUUUACAUUUUGUAUUUCGUUAAAAAUCAUUUUCCAAAGAUGGACUUAAUUUGACAGAUGUAAGGAUGUUUCUGUGACGUCAUGAUUUAGUUCAUAUUUUUUAAAUGUUUCUUGAAGAAUCUCUCCAUGGCCUUCUGAUCAUUUACACCCACAUUGAAAUAAAGAUAUGCAUCCUGUAAAAACAGACGCGGAUCUGCAGCUGGAAUACAAAAGUUUUUUAUAUUUUUAAACUUGUCGGAGGUGAAGUCGGACAGACGCUGAUCAGAUGUGUGUGAACUGAAGCUCUGACAGGUUUCACUGUUUCUAUUUUGUCCGUCAGUAUGAAUCAUGAAGUGUGUGUGUCGGCUGGUUCACACACUCUGUUCGCUCUGUUUGUGUUUCAGAUAUAAAAUGCUGAGAAAUAAAAAUGCAUCACACUGA